This is a messenger RNA of Aspergillus tanneri, 858 nucleotides long. It is a transcript of the gene cbfA, whose product is annotated as putative CBF/NF-Y family transcription factor. Lineage: Eukaryota; Fungi; Ascomycota; Eurotiomycetes; Eurotiales; Aspergillaceae. The transcript has 3 exons. Gene Ontology annotation, biological process: leading strand elongation; heterochromatin formation; DNA damage response. Gene Ontology annotation, cellular component: CHRAC; epsilon DNA polymerase complex. Gene Ontology annotation, molecular function: protein heterodimerization activity; chromatin DNA binding. The record is from RefSeq and is a predicted model, not a curated record. The coding region runs from base 1 to 858 and encodes 285 amino acids.
AUGCCGCGGAAAUCUGCCUCUACUGCAGCUGAACAAGAUCCGUCGCCUCAGGUGCAGGUACAGGCUCCGGCUCAGACAGAGAUGCAGUCGCAGUCGCAGUCGCAGUCACAGUCUCAGUCGCAAAAUAUCCAAGCAACAGAGCAGCAGCUGAAAGCUCGUGCGGAGGGUGUGAGCAUCGAGGACUAUCUCCUCCCCCGCUCUCUCACCCUCCGGCUAGCGAAAUCCGUCCUCCCCCCGAACACAUCGAUACAGAAAGACGCGGUGCUGGCGAUUCAAAAGGCUGCGACGGUAUUUGUGUCGUAUUUAUCGUCUCAUGCUAACGAAGCAACCCUUAAACGAACCGUCGCGCCGUCAGAUGUUCUGGAUGCGCUUUCCGAGUUGGAAAUGGAGGGUUUUCGGCCGCGAUUGGAGAAGGAGUUGGAUGUGUUCAUGGAGUUGAAGGCCGGGAAGAGGAGGGGGAAGAAAGAUGCCUCUGGGACUGGGACUGGGACUGGGACUGGAGAUGGGGUAGAGGGGAAGAGGGAGGAGCAGGGACGCGUUGUGAAGAGGGUCAAAACUGGUGGUGAGACGGAAAGUGUCCCGGCGGAUGGAGAUGAUGGGGACGAGACGCAGGAUGAGCCACUGGAGGAAGGAGAGAAGGUGGAUGAGAAUGAGACGGAGGUAGAAGAGGAGGAGGACGAUGAGGAAGGGGAUGAAGAGGACGAGGAUGGUGAGGAGGAUGGUGAUCGCGUAGAGGAUUUGGAUCGUGACGACAGGGUGAAACGUACGAUGGAUCCGGAUGCCGCGGGCGAUGAAACAGAAAGUGAUGAUGACGCUGGACCGGGAUCGCAGUUGAGAGGGGAUUUGGGUCUAUCUUAA